Triticum turgidum subsp. durum (durum wheat) is the source of this 408-nucleotide messenger RNA. The record is from the annotation of a GenBank genome assembly. Lineage: Eukaryota; Viridiplantae; Streptophyta; Magnoliopsida; Poales; Poaceae.
AUGGCGGAAGAUGGGCAGAAAGAAAUCCAAAACUCAACUCAUCCGAGGAGCUAUUACAGGUGUACGCACAAAUCAGACCAAGGCUGCAACGCCAAGAGGCAAGCCCAGAUCUGCGAGACCCAUCCAAUCAAGUACGACAUCACGUACUACGGCGAGCACACCUGCAAGCCUCCCUCCAAUACCCCAAUGAUCAUUGUCGCUGCGAGCGACGACCGUGCAGAAAACCUCGUCAGUUUUGCCCCGACGUUUCCUCAUUUGGCCCCGGGCAGUGCACCAGCGUUGACGACGUGUUCAGCUCCUCGUCCGAUCCAUUCUUGCAGGCGGACGAGCUCGCCGCCUUCGUGGGAUCGGCCGGGAGGACGUCCUCGAUGGUGGGGUCGGUGCCGGACCACAGCGGGAGUGGGAUAG